CAGAUAGCUCUCUUCCUGACCGACUUGGAAAUUUCUUAAACUGGAAAUUACUUUCAUUUCAUAGAAGCUUCUAGUUAAACAUUUGUAACUGAAUUUGGUCUUUGGGUCCGGUAUCUUUUUUUCAGUGAUUACGGACAAUACGGCAAACUCUCUUUUCUUCGACGGAGAAUUAGCUGGGUUCUGCGAGUUGUAGAGCCUCAUUUGUGAGGAUUUUAAACAAACAUAUCUGACAGGCACAAUGACUGAUUUCAAGCAGGCUGAAGUUAAGAAUUUUGCCCCUUGGGAUUAUGUUGUUUUUGCUACCCUUUUCAUCAUUUCCUCUGGGAUUGGAGUUUUUUUUGCCAUUAAGGAACGGAAGAAAGCAACUUCAAGAGAGUUUUUAGUUGGUGGUAAGCAAAUGACAAGCGUCCCAGUUGCAUUGUCUCUAACGGCUAGCUUCAUGUCUGCCGUAACUAUCCUGGGGGCCCCCUCAGAAGUGUAUCGUUUUGGGGCCUCUUUCCUCUUGUUUUUUAUAGCAUAUGCCCUUGUCAUCAUUUUCACAUCUGAGCUCUUUCUCCCUGUGUUCUACCAAUCUGGGAUUACAAGCACAUACGAGUAUUUACAAUUGAGAUUUAACAAGCUCGUUCGUUUUGCGGCUACAUUCAUCUACAUAGUGCAAACGGUUCUCUACACAGGUGUGGUGGUUUAUGCUCCAGCUUUGGCUCUUAACCAAGUGACUGGCUUUGACCUCUGGGGAUCUGUGUUUGCUACUGGCAUCGUUUGCACCUUCUAUUGCACUCUGGGAGGACUGAAAGCUGUGGUCUGGACAGAUACAUUUCAAAUGGUUGUCAUGAUAGUGGGCUUCUUAACAGUUCUCAUACAAGGAACUGCUUAUAAUGGUGGGCUUGAGAAUGUAUUGGACAGAUCACGCAAUGGAUCACGGUUAGAAAUUUUUGACUUUGAUGUAGAUCCCUUGAGACGUCAUACCUUUUGGACAAUUUCAAUUGGAGGAACCUUUACCUGGUUAGGGAUCUAUGGUGUUAAUCAGUCUACAAUUCAGAGGUGUAUAUCUUGUAAGACAGAAAGACAAGCUAAAAUUGCCCUUUAUCUUAAUUUGGUAGGUCUCUGGAUAAUUUUGAUCUGUGCAGUCUUUUCAGGCCUCAUUAUGUACUCACACUUUAAGGACUGUGAUCCAUGGACUUCAGGCACUAUUUCAGCACCGGAUCAGCUCAUGCCAUAUUUUGUCAUGGAAAUAUUUGAAUCGAUGCCAGGACUCCCAGGACUGUUUGUGGCUUGUGCCUUCAGCGGAACCCUGAGUACCGUGGCUGCCAGCAUAAAUGCCCUAGCAACUGUGACUUUUGAGGAUUUUGUCAGGACCUGCUUUCCAAACCUCUCGGACAAACUGAGCACCUGGAUCAGUAAAGGCUUAUGUGUAAUAUUUGGCGUGAUCUGUACCACAAUGGCAGUGGCUGCUUCCCUGAUGGGUGGAGUUAUUCAGGCUGCCCUCAGCAUUCAUGGAAUGUGUGGUGGGCCCAUGCUGGGAUUAUUCACUCUGGGAAUUGUAUUUCCCUUUGCAAGCUGGAAGGGUGCGUUUGGUGGCCUCCUGAUCGGAAUCUCCCUGUCAUUUUGGGUGGCCAUCGGAGGAUUUGUGUACCCUGCGCCAGCUUCAAAGUCCCAUCCUUUAGUUUUAUCAACAGACCAAUGCAUUCAAGCUAACGGGACAGGGAUAUUUCUGCCAUUGGCUCCUUCUAUAUCUUCCAACAGACCAUUCUUGGCAGAGACCUGGUAUUCUCUCUCCUAUCUUUACUACAGUGCUGUAGGUUGCCUGGGAUGCAUUGUUUCUGGACUUAUCAUCAGCUUGAUAACAGGCCCUUCAAAGGGCAGAGAUAUUCCGCCUCGGUUAAUUCGACCGGUGGCCAACUUGUUUUGCUUUUGGUCAGAGAGGUACAAGACAGUAUGCUGGUGUGGCGUUCAACAUAACAACAAAACAAUUCAUGAAGACUUGGAAGAUGACCCUUCUUGGAAAACAGGGGCUGAGUCAGCGCUCCAAAACGGACUCCAUUCAGGGGACCAGGCCCAUAUGCCAGGCUACAACCCAAGUGACAAAAGCUACACCAAUAUGGAACCUGACAAAGAAACCCAUUUCUAGGUACCAGAAUACACUCCACAAGAAGCAAACUGGCUUGCUUUUGGUUUUGAGUAAACAGAAUUUUCUCUGGCUAAGUGGUUGGAAGGACUUUAGACCAUUGCUUGACAUCAAUUUGUUUAAAAUGUAUUUAUGUUCAUUUAUGGAUCCUGAUGGGUUAGGCCGGAUGGUUUCUGGUGUCGUCAUGCUUUGAGAAGGCACUCUGCUCUUCAUAGAGUUCCUUCAAGCACCCAGCCAUUUCAGUAACAAAUAAAAGAUUAGCUCAUAGUU
Messenger RNA from Tachyglossus aculeatus (Australian echidna), 2395 nucleotides. It is a transcript of the gene SLC5A12, whose product is annotated as solute carrier family 5 member 12. Gene Ontology annotation, molecular function: lactate transmembrane transporter activity; symporter activity. The transcript is spliced from 15 exons. Bases 239 to 2128 code for a protein of 629 amino acids. Lineage: Eukaryota; Metazoa; Chordata; Mammalia; Monotremata; Tachyglossidae. Gene Ontology annotation, cellular component: membrane. Gene Ontology annotation, biological process: transmembrane transport; sodium ion transport. The record is from RefSeq and is a predicted model, not a curated record.